CUAUUGGCUGAGACGCUUGGAUGCUGCAGCGUCAUCUGACCACAGCGUCGCGUUCCUCGGGCUCUCUCACCGGUCCCACGCCACUGAAACGUAGCUGUUACCGACACACAACGUCGCAGAACCACGUUGCUACAGCGGUGAAGACACAACAACACCACCCUGCUGCAUCAACAACUCUAAAACCAUGAGGGAAAUCGUGCACAUCCAGGCCGGGCAGUGCGGGAAUCAGAUUGGCGCGAAGUUCUGGGAGGUGAUAAGUGAUGAGCAUGGCAUAGACCCCACUGGCAGUUACCAAGGUGACAGUGAACUGCAGUUGGAGAGGAUUAACGUGUACUACAAUGAAGCAUCCGGCAGUAAAUACGUUCCUCGGGCCAUCCUCGUGGACCUGGAGCCCGGCACCAUGGACUCGGUUCGCUCCGGUCCGUUUGGGCAGCUGUUCCGGCCGGACAACUUUAUAUUCGGUCAAAGCGGAGCCGGGAACAACUGGGCCAAAGGUCACUACACCGAGGGCGCCGAGCUGGUGGACUCCGUUUUGGACGUGGUGCGUAAGGAGUCGGAGAACUGCGACUGUCUGCAGGGAUUCCAGCUCACGCACUCGCUCGGAGGAGGCACGGGCUCGGGCAUGGGCACCCUCCUCAUCAGCAAGAUCCGCGAGGAGUACCCCGAUCGCAUCAUGAACACCUUCAGCGUCAUGCCCUCCCCCAAAGUGUCGGACACCGUGGUCGAGCCGUACAACGCCACUCUGUCCGUGCAUCAGCUGGUGGAGAACACGGACGAAACAUUCAGCAUCGACAACGAGGCUUUGUACGACAUCUGCUUCCGCACGCUGAAACUGACCACCCCGACCUACGGCGACCUCAACCAUCUGGUGUCGGCGACCAUGAGCGGCGUCACCACCUGCCUGCGUUUCCCCGGGCAACUCAACGCCGACCUGCGCAAGCUCGCCGUCAACAUGGUGCCCUUCCCUCGCCUCCACUUCUUCAUGCCCGGUUUCGCCCCGCUGACCAGCAGGGGGAGCCAGCAGUACCGCGCCCUCUCCGUGCCCGAGCUCACCCAGCAGAUGUUCGACGCCAAGAACAUGAUGGCGGCCUGCGACCCCCGCCACGGCCGCUACCUCACCGUGGCGGCCAUUUUCCGCGGCCGCAUGUCGAUGAAGGAAGUCGACGAGCAGAUGUUGAGCGUCCAGAACAAAAACAGCAGCUACUUCGUGGAGUGGAUCCCGAAUAACGUGAAGACCGCCGUGUGCGACAUCCCCCCGCGCGGUCUCAAAAUGUCCGCCACUUUUAUCGGCAACAGCACGGCGAUCCAGGAGCUGUUUAGGCGCAUUUCGGAGCAGUUUACCGCCAUGUUCCGACGAAAAGCCUUCCUUCACUGGUACACCGGCGAGGGCAUGGACGAGAUGGAGUUCACUGAAGCGGAAAGCAACAUGAACGACCUGGUUUCCGAGUACCAGCAGUACCAAGACGCCACCGUGGACGAGAUGGGGGAGUACGAAGAAGACGAGAUGGAAGACGAAGAGGAGGUUCGCCAAGAUGUCCGCCACUGAUCACAAAAAAACGACGUCUCUGGCAAUAAUCCGCGAAAAAAAGUGAUCGUAUGCAGCUUAAUCGUGAAGCAUUUAUUAUAUGAAAAGGUAAAUCAAAAUGGCGGAGGUAACGUUAAGCGAGCGACCGUUUCAAGCUUUGCCAAAUUAACUGGUGUCUUGUCUCCGAUAAAGUUUUGUAAGAUUCAGUGAAGAUGUUUUCUCUGUCAAGUCAUGUGUCAAAUAAAACAGCAAAG
Molecule: messenger RNA, 1779 nt
Organism: Periophthalmus magnuspinnatus
Lineage: Eukaryota; Metazoa; Chordata; Actinopteri; Gobiiformes; Gobiidae
Product: tubulin beta-2A chain-like
Exons: 4
Coding region: 185-1546 (453 amino acids)
Biological process (GO): microtubule cytoskeleton organization; mitotic cell cycle
Cellular component (GO): cytoplasm; microtubule
Molecular function (GO): GTPase activity; structural constituent of cytoskeleton; GTP binding
Source: RefSeq, a predicted model, not a curated record